This is a messenger RNA of Carassius auratus (goldfish), 2691 nucleotides long. Its product is annotated as NLR family CARD domain-containing protein 3-like. Lineage: Eukaryota; Metazoa; Chordata; Actinopteri; Cypriniformes; Cyprinidae. The record is from RefSeq and is a predicted model, not a curated record. Gene Ontology annotation, molecular function: protein binding. Bases 31 to 2691 code for a protein of 886 amino acids. The transcript has 5 exons.
CAUAGAGUCAAAAACCAACACAAAACCAGCAUGAAGAACAAAUAUGAGAAAUUGUUUGAGGGAACCAAACUGCAAGAGAAUGAAACCCUCCUGAACAGGAUCUACACACAGGUCUACAUCAUAGAGGGAGAGAGAGAAGGAGUGAAUGAAGAACAUGAGGUUUUACAGAUGGAGAAAUCAGCCAGAAGGCAACACUCACAAGACACUCCAAUCUACUGCAAUGACAUCUUUAAAGCCUCCGCUGAAGCAGGAUGUGAGGAGAAAGAGCAGAUCAAGACUGUUCUUACUAAAGGCAUCGCUGGAAUCGGAAAAACCGUCUCUGUGCAGAAGUUCAUUCUGGACUGGGCCGAGGGAAAAGCCAAUCAGGAUGUAGAUUUCAUGUUUGUGCUUCCUUUUCGAGAGCUGAACUUGAUCAGAGAUCCUCAGUACAGUCUUCACAGACUUCUGCUGGACUUUCAUCCUGAACUUCAAGAUCUGGACUCACAGAUUUAUGAGGAGUGUAAAGUUGUGUUCAUCUUUGAUGGUCUGGAUGAAAGCAGAAUCACACUGAUGUUUUCAGACGCUCAGAGAGUUUGUGAUGUGACUGAGACUUCAUCAGUGGCUGUGUUGAUGUCAAACCUCAUCAGAGGAGAGCUGCUUCCCUCUGCUCUCAUCUGGAUCACCUCAAGACCAGCAGCAGCCAAUCAGAUCCCCUCCGAAUACAUUCACCGUCUGACAGAGAUUCAGGGAUUCACUGAGCCUCAGAAGGAGGAAUAUUUCAGGAAGAGAAUCAGUGAUGAGCAUCAAGCCAGCAGAAUCAUCUCACACAUCAGAAGAACAAGAAGCCUCCACAUCAUGUGCCACAUCCCCAUCUUCUGUUGGAUCUCAUCCACUGUGCUUCAGAAGCUCCUGGAAGAAGAUCUGAGAGCAGAAAUCCCUCAAACUCUGACUGAAAUGUACAUCCACUUCCUGCUGAUUCAGAUCAACAUGAGGAAGCAGAAGUAUGAAGAGAGAGAUCCAGAGAAACUCCUGCCGUCCAACAGAGAAGUGAUUGUGAAACUUGCUGAAGUGGCUUUCAAACAGCUGAUGAAGGGCAAUGUGAUGUUCUAUGAGGAGGACCUGACUGAGAGCGGCAUAGACAUCACUGACGCCUCAGUGUAUUCUGGGAUUUGCACUGAGAUCUUUAAGGAGGAAUCUGUGAUUCAUCAGAGGAAAGUCUACAGCUUCAUUCAUCUGAGUGUUCAGGAGUUUCUUGCUGCUUUCCAUGUAUUUUACUGCUAUUUUAACAGCAUAAUGGAGACCCUUAAGGUAUUUUUUUCAGUGCACAAUUUACAUAAAGGAGCAGUAGAUCAAGCCCUUGAGAGCAAGAAUGGACGUCUGGAUCUGUUCCUGCGGUUCCUGCUGGGCGUCUCACUGGAGUCGAAUCAGAGACUCUUACAGGAUCUACUGACACACACAGAGAACAGCUCAGAGACCAUCAGAGAAACCACACGGUACAUUAAAGAGAAGAUCAAAGAUCCAAAUGAUAUUUAUCAUCUCUCAGCUGGUCAAUCUAUCAAUCUGUUCCUCUGUCUGCUGGAAGUGAAAGAUCAGAGUCUGUCCAGAGAGAUUCAGGAGUUUGUAAAAUCAGACAAACACUCAGAGAAGAAACUCUCUCCUGCUCACUGCUCAACAAUUUCCUACAUGCUUCAGAUGUCAGAGGAGCCGCUGGAUGAGCUGAACCCCAUGAAAUACAAUGCAUCAUAUGAGGGGCGAAGAAGACUGAUACCAGCUGUGAUCAACUGCAGAAAAGCUCUACUUUCAGGCUGUAAUCUCACUGAUAAGAGCUGUAAAACUGUGUCAUCAGCCCUACAAACCUCAAACUGUGUCCUAACAGAGCUUGACCUGAGUAACAAUGACCUGCAGGAUUCUGGAGUGAAGCUUCUUUCUGAUGGACUGAAGAGUCCAACCUGUCAGCUGCAGAUACUGAGGUUGUCAGGCUGUAUGGUGACAGAGGAAGGCUGUGGUUAUUUGUCUUCAGCUCUGAGUUCAAACCCCUCACACCUGAGAGAGCUGGAUCUGAGUUACAAUCACCCAGGACCAGCAGGAGUCCAGCUGCUCAACCACAAACUGGAGGAUCCAAACUAUAUACUGAAGAUACUCAAGUUGGAACAUGGAGGCAGUUUUAGAAUUACACCAGGACUGAGGAAAUAUUCCCAUCAGCUCACUCUGGAUCUGAACACAGUGAAUGAACGCAUCUGUCUGUCUGAGAGCAACAGAGUGAUUACAUUCACUGGCAAAGUCCAGCCGUAUCCUGAUCAUCCAGACAGAUUUGAUGGAUAUAAUUCUCAGGUGUUGUGCAGAGAGAGUGUGUGUGGACGCUGUUACUGGGAAAUUCAGUGGAGUGAAUAUGUGUAUAUAGCAGUGUCAUAUAAGAGCAUCAGCAGGAAGGGACGGGGUGUUGAGUGUUUGUUUGGAUCUAAUGAUCAGUCCUGGAGUUUAAUCUGCUCUCCCUCCAGAUACUCAUUCAGACACAAUAACAUAGUGACUGAUCUCCCUGCGAAGUCCAUCAGCAGUAGAAUAGGAGUGUAUGUAGAUCACAGUGCAGGAACUCUGUCCUUCUACAACAUCUCUGACACAAUGAGCCUCAUCCACACAGUCCAGACCACAUUCACUCAGACGGUCUAUCCUGGGUUUACUGUUUGUUAUGGAUCAUCAUUGAAACUGUGUUGA